GCGUCCGGGUGGCGCUCGCCACUCGGGCGGUGGCGCGGGCGCCCAGGGCGGGUACUGAGGGGACCUGGAGGCGCGGCCCCGGAGCUAGGCGGACGGCGGGGCUGGGGUAGCGACCACGCGGGGCCGCUGUGCCUUGGACUCGUGAGGCUGCUGCGGGGCGCGCGGCCCUUCGCCAUGUACACCUUCGUGGUGCGCGACGAGAAUAGCAGCGUCUACGCCGAGGUCUCCCGGCUGCUGCUGGCCACCGGCCACUGGAAGAGGCUGCGGCGGGACAAUCCCAGGUUCAACUUGAUGCUGGGCGAGAGGAACCGGCUGCCCUUCGGGAGACUGGGUCACGAGCCUGGGCUGGUACAGCUGGUGAAUUACUACAGGGGGGCGGACAAACUGUGCCGGAAAGCUUCCUUAGUGAAGCUAGUCAAGACCAGUCCUGAGCUGUCUGAAUCCUGCACAUGGUUUCCAGAGUCUUAUGUGAUUUAUCCAACUAACCUCAAGACGCCGGUUGCUCCAGCCCAGAAUGGCAUCCAGCUUCCGGUCAGUAACUCCAGGACGGAUGAGAGAGAAUUCUUCCUGGCUUCUUAUAAUAGAAAGAAAGAGGAUGGGGAAGGCAACGUUUGGAUUGCAAAGUCAUCAGCUGGUGCCAAGGGUGAAGGCAUCCUCAUCUCCUCGGAGGCGUCAGAACUUCUGGAUUUCAUAGACAACCAGGGUCAAGUGCAUGUGAUCCAGAAAUACCUCGAGUGCCCUCUGCUCCUUGAACCAGGUCACCGCAAGUUUGACAUUCGAAGCUGGGUCCUGGUUGACCAUCAAUAUAACAUCUACCUCUAUAGAGAGGGUGUGCUUCGAACAGCUUCAGAACCAUAUCAUGUAGAUAAUUUCCAAGAUAAGACCUGCCAUUUGACCAACCACUGCAUUCAGAAAGAGUUCUCAAAGAACUAUGGGAAAUACGAAGAAGGGAAUGAAAUGUUCUUUGAGGAGUUCAACCAGUACCUAAGCAGCGCUCUCAAUAUCACCCUAGAAAGUGGCAUUUUGACACAAAUCAAACAUAUAAUAAGGAGCUGCCUCAUGAGUGUGGAGCCUGCCAUCAGCACCAGGCACCUCCCUUACCAGAGCUUCCAGCUUUUUGGCUUCGACUUCAUGGUGGACGAGGAGCUGAAGGUCUGGCUCAUUGAGGUCAACGGCGCCCCUGCGUGUGCUCAGAAGCUCUACGCAGAACUGUGCCAAGGAAUCGUGGACAUAGCCAUAUCCAGUGUCUUCCCGCCCCCGGACACAGAGCAGGUGCCGCAGCCGGCUGCGUUCAUCAAGCUCUGAAGGAUGGAGGGUGCAGAGCCACCUUGGGAAAUGUGUGGAGCCCUGCUCCAGAGGAGGGUGAGAUGACUGGACUGCUCCUCAUCAAGGCGUGCUGGGAACAGAUGUGCAGGAAGAGCGUGUGAAGAGAAGGCAGCUGCAGGAGAGCAGGUGGUGCUGUCUCUGGUGCUGCGGAGACCUGAGGAGACGGACCCAGUCGCUGGCAGGGAGAGCCGAACACUUUUCUAAAGGGCCGGAACCAGGGAUUUGGCUGUGGUGUGUCUCAGCCCGUGAGCGGUCUCGGCCUUGGGUGGCACAGGGAGCAGAGCUCCCGGCCCCCAGGAUGCAGCCCAGAGUCCUCUGAGCGCUGCCAUCCCACCUGCUGCAGCGUUAGUGCCUUAGCUCUGUGUCCAGUGCAGCCUCACCGGACACAGACUGGACCUUAGAGCAUUCUGGAGGUUGCCACAUGUUCCCUGCACAUCCCCUCUGCGACACUGUCCCACUAAACUCUGGACAAGCGUGAGGCACAGUCCACACUGUGCACAGGCCUGUCAGUGAAGGCCUCUUGCUUGUCACCUUCCUGGUGGCUUAUGAGCGAGCACUUGCCAGGGGUCCUGUGGGCACCAAACAGUGUGUGUUGCUCACUGCAUGUUUUAGAAACAAGCAGCAGGCCUGAUGAAUCUGCAAGCAUCAAAUAAGCAUGAGAGAGAAAGAGAGAAAAAAGGAAACCUGGCAUCUGACUUUACUUAAUGGUGUGGGUGGGCGGGAGUCUCUGAAGUCUCACGAGCCUCAGCAAUCUUUGAAUUAAUCAGAACUCUGCAUGCAGCUUUGCCGUCCCUCCUCCUCUCCCACCUUUGACCUUGGUAGCAAUCCUCUCUGGGAGUCAGGGAAGGUAGAAUUCCAUUCCCCAUCCUGCUCCUCGCCUCCUAGCUCUCCCCAUAUCUGUCCUCCUUGGCUUCAAGGGCCUGGAGGGGCAGGUUCCAUUCCAGAAAGAGCCCUGUCUGCUUAAGCAUGUGGGUAACAGGAGAGAUGCCCUCUGGAUGAGGGUGUGUCCUGCCUGAGUAAAAAGAAGUGUUUUUGGAGCGUUGUACAGCUUCCUGGGUCAAGAAAAGUGCACUAUGAGGUGUGGUUCCCAUGUAUGGAUCCAUUCGUGUUUUAUAGGCUUCUUGGGAGCCCAAUCCUGAAGCAGGGGGAAGAUGUCAUGAGUAUUCAGUAUGAGCUGAGUAAAUAGGCUCCUUCUGCAGAGUGUCCUGGAAACCACAGAAGACACAGUGAAAGCUGCCCUUCUUCGCAGAGCAUAGUGUGUGGUUUUCCCCUGGUGUAUACAAGUGCUUCCUCAUGUGCAUCUGCUUGGUGUGUUCUGCAGUCAAAUGGGACUUGGACAAAAGAGCUGCAGAAGAUAGAAUGAGUGGUGGGAAUUUGCAGCGAGGAACAGAAUGAUGAAAUUAUUUAUUAUGUGCGUCCAUGGGUGACCAAAUGUGUUAUACUGAAGUGAAGAAUGUCCCAAUUCAUGGGAAUCUGGAAUUAGAGGCUAAAGGUGCCAUGGUUGCCUAGAAUAUGGGUAACAAAGUUGGCAGCCAGAGCAAAGUAAAACAUUGACAUUAAGUCAGUCCUUGAGGCCCAGCACAACUGAUGGGUUAGCGCUGAGGAAUUUCUGAGAAGCAGAACGAUUAGCCACACCCUGGAGAGGUUCACACACUGGGAAAUUGGAGGGUGCUGGGUUCACGACUAGUUUAGGUGGAGAGAGCAAGGCGGUCUAGGUAUGUUCUUGAAUCCAAAUCCCAGGGGCAUUCAAAAGUAUUUGGCUGUUAUGGUGGCAGAGUUGACAAAGCAGAUGUCAGUAAGUCUUUAUGAAUCCUGACAGGUUUCAUAAUAAACCAGAACAAACCCAUAACAUCUGUAUAAGGGGAAAUGGGAAGGGUUGAGUUCAUUCCUCACACAGCUUCAACCAUUUUUUGCAUUUACUUCCCACCAAGUAGGAAGGUUGGCUCUGAACCAUUUUGUACCGUUCCAUGGUGCCAUUGGCACAGAUGGUCCCUAGCCAGUCUUCGUGGUUAGUGGGUGUAAGUGCUGCCGUCACUGCGGGAGGGGUUAUUUGUUUGGAGCUAUUGAUUCCACUCCUGCCUCUGUCAUCUGACUGCACAAUGUCACACGAGCCAAAUAAUCUCGCUGUGCCUUAGCUUCUUAUCUCAUGGAGGACAUGUCCGCUGACCCAGGGACUACCUCAAGGGCUUUUUGUGAGAAUAAAGGAGAGCAGGAAUUAGACUCAAGGGCCUUUAGUCCCAAGGUUCUCAAUGCUGACUACAUGCUAUAACCUCCCAUGAAGUUAAAAGAAGUUGAUGGCCCUUCCCACCUCUGGUCAACUGAAUCAGAACCUCAGGUAACUAUAUGUCUUGAGGUGCCUUGAACCAUUACUUUGGGAAGCAGGACAAACACAUUAUUACCUUGGAAGAAUCACUUAAGGAUUUAGGCUAAAAAAAAUCUCUUUGAAGCAAGCAAUUCCGUAAGAACUAUCAGAUAUUGACAUAAAUACUCCUAGUGUAAGUAUUGGCUGAGCAGCUUCUUAGUUUGCGUCUCAUCCAAGCACCUGGAGAAACAAAUGUGCUUUUAUUUACACAAGCAGUUUAUGAAGUCCUUGAUGGCAGAUGUAAACAGACAUGAAUCUCUAAAUCUAAUAAUCUAUAUCAGAGUUAUCCAUUAAUUAUGGGAGAAAAGUCCCUCCCCUUCCCUCACACUUGACUUCAAUGGCAAUUAUAAAGUCCAUUUUGCCAAGGAAUUUUAAGUGCCUCUGUGUUGUGAGCUACAGCAGAGCAGCGGCUGGUGUGCACACCAGCUGACAGUGUUUCUGUAGCUCUGUGGGAUGGCACUCACAUGCACAGGACGUUGGGGAGCAUUGGGAACGGGCUGCGAGCCACGGAACCAGCCAGCGUCAACUGUGAAGUGUUUUUAUGAACAGCUGUGGUUGUGUUCAUGGGUGUGGCAAAUGGGAUCCAUGAACAAAAAUGGUAGGGUGCCAAAGGAGGUUGCAGGUGGCAUGUGGGUGCUGUUGUGAGGACUCGGUGGUUGGUGGAUGUGCCUCCAAUCCUGGACAUAGAACCGCACCUAAGAGGAAGUGAUUUUUGAAAUAAGGCAACUAUAUGAAUGUUUUAAAUGCCUGGAGCAUUAAAGUAUAGAUAUUUCAAGUG
Mesocricetus auratus (golden hamster) is the source of this 4466-nucleotide messenger RNA. It is a transcript of the gene Ttl, whose product is annotated as tubulin tyrosine ligase. The coding region runs from base 175 to 1305 and encodes 376 amino acids. Lineage: Eukaryota; Metazoa; Chordata; Mammalia; Rodentia; Cricetidae. Gene Ontology annotation, biological process: protein modification process. The transcript is spliced from 7 exons. The record is from RefSeq and is a predicted model, not a curated record.